AUUGUGAUCACGGACGCCGACGCGAUCAAGCACGUGAUGGUCUCGAAGGCAAAGAACUACCCACGGUCGCCUCUUGUUCGAACUCUCUUCAAGAAACUUGAAGGUGGCGACACACUCGUUACGACCGAGGGCUAUGCGCACGCGGCGUUGCGCAAGCUCUUCAACCCACACUUUGGCCAAGCCAACGUCAAGACAAUGCUCCAUGUCUUUCAGCACCACACCGACGUCUUCAUGGAGCAGCUCGCGAUUGAUCAGCCCCUCGAUCUCAAGAACCGUACGCGCCAGCGUGAACCUCAUCCCUUCUCAUGUGACCUAGUGUUUACGCAGGUGGCGCUGGACAUGAUUGGUGUCGCGGCCUUUGGCUAUGAUUUCGAGUCGCUUCGCAACAAGAACCCACGCGAGAUACAGGCAUUCCACGACAACAACCUCACGCCCAGCUUGUUUGGCGUCAUUGGCUUUGCCCUCGUACCGUUUUACGAGUACCUCCCACUAGAGUCCAACAGUCGCCGCGCCGAAGCGCAGUCGGUGCUGCAGAGCCUUAUCGACCGAGUGCUGCAGCGAAAAUUAAUCGCGUUGGAGACCUCCACGGCUGGCAGUGCACCCAAGGACAUCCUCGACCUCAUCCUCGCGCAAGCGUCCGAUAUGCCGAUGGCUGACAUUCGCGCGCUGCUUCUCAUGUUCAUGUUUGCUGGCCACGAGACGACUGACAACACUCUCGCUUGGGUCGUCUCGUUCGUGGCGCAGCACCCACCGGUCGCCGCCAAGGUCCACGACGAGUGUUUGCGCAUGCGUUGUGAUGGCAACGACAAGGUGCCGACGUGGGAGCAGCUCGGUCACCUCUCGUACCUCUCGGCCGUCAUCCACGAAACGCUGCGACUGCGUCCGACGGUGCCCGAGACGUCGCGUCACGCCGCUGAGGCCGACACGCUGCCACUUGGUACCUCACGCCUUCCACUUCCACUGCUUCAUCGCGCGUGUCCUAGGGCGCUUGAUAUCUUUUUCGACAUCAUCGCGAUCCAUCGCAACCCGACGUACUGGAGCCAACCCAACGAGUUCCUUCCAGAGCGCUUUAUUGAAGGCACGGAUGUGUACAAAGCCGACUUGACGCUCCGAGGCGGCAAGCCCAACACGUUUUGCUACUUUCCCUUUGGCGUUGGCGACAAGAACUGCAUUGGAAGUCACUUUGCUAUGGCCGAAAUGCUCGUCGUACUCUCGACCCUCCUCUCGACGUACCGUGUCGCGCUGACACCGGCUGCCAAUUUGAACGUUCGCAAGGACACGGUCGCGAUUGCUCCCGUGUAUCUUGAGGUCACGCUCGCACCGCUUCCGACGCGUUCGCCAUUUGUCUAA
This is a messenger RNA of Saprolegnia parasitica CBS 223.65, 1350 nucleotides long. RefSeq lists its product as hypothetical. The coding region runs from base 37 to 1350 and encodes 437 amino acids. The transcript has 6 exons. NCBI's taxonomy places the organism in Eukaryota, Oomycota, Saprolegniomycetes, Saprolegniales, Saprolegniaceae. The record is from RefSeq and is a predicted model, not a curated record. Gene Ontology annotation, molecular function: iron ion binding; monooxygenase activity; oxidoreductase activity, acting on paired donors, with incorporation or reduction of molecular oxygen.